AGCAGCCAGUGGCUUUGCUGCAGAAGGCACUGGGCUGAAUUCUGGAGGAGCUGCGGCGGCGGCAUUUGGAUUUUCGCUAGCUCUGACUCUGGAGAUCACCCAAGAUUACAAAAAGACUGGGUUGGUGGAAAAGUGACAAUGCAGGAACCAUCCUAAGAAGCUUUUCUGAUCAGAGUGGAUCUAACUGGAGACUGGCUGGAUUUGCAAUUCUAUGACUCUCACCUUUGCUUUCCCCAACCCCACCCUUCUUUUUCCCAAUUGGUUUAGCUCAGGAUUACUUCGGAAACUUUACUGAAAAAGAAAUGUUGGGUUUCCACGCCCUGGUCAUGUUCGGGAAACUGCCUGCCUUUCAUGGAUUUGUGCCCCCUUCUGGGUAUUGUGCUUGCACUGGCUGUCUGCAAGCCUAGGAAUUUCCAGGAGGGGCCUCUGUUGUGGAUUGUUUUUGUUUCUAUGGAGAAACGCAAUGAGCUGUUUUACUCCUGAUGACGGGGAAAUCCGCCUUCAGUUUUUUCUAUGCUUGGAAAGGAAUCCUUGAUACAUGUCUGCCAGGGAAUAAAAGCAACAAAAGAAAAGAGAUGAGUCGUCAGACUGCCACAGCACUUCCGACAGGUACCUCCAAGUGUACACCGUCGCAAAGGGUACCUGCCUUGACGGGCACCACCGCUUCCAACAAUGACUUGGCCAGCCUCUUUGAGUGCCCCGUCUGUUUUGACUAUGUGUUGCCACCUAUCCUCCAGUGCCAAAGUGGGCACCUUGUUUGUAGCAAUUGUCGCCCCAAGCUCACCUGUUGUCCGACCUGCCGAGGACCGUUGGGUUCCAUUCGGAAUUUGGCUAUGGAAAAAGUUGCCAACUCCGUACUGUUUCCCUGUAAAUAUGCCUCCUCUGGCUGCGAGAUAACCUUGCCGCAUACCGAGAAAGCCGACCACGAAGAGCUUUGCGAAUUCAGGCCUUACUCUUGCCCGUGCCCUGGGGCCUCUUGUAAGUGGCAAGGCUCUUUGGAUGCUGUCAUGCCACACCUCAUGCACCAACAUAAAUCGAUAACAACACUACAGGGAGAAGAUAUUGUUUUCCUUGCUACAGACAUUAAUCUUCCCGGAGCUGUCGACUGGGUUAUGAUGCAGUCUUGCUUUGGCUUUCACUUCAUGUUAGUACUGGAGAAACAGGAAAAAUACGAUGGUCACCAGCAGUUCUUUGCAAUCGUACAGUUGAUAGGCACGCGGAAACAAGCUGAAAAUUUUGCUUACCGCCUCGAGCUAAACGGCCACAGGCGGCGAUUGACUUGGGAAGCAACCCCACGAUCGAUCCAUGAGGGGAUCGCAACCGCCAUCAUGAAUAGUGACUGCUUAGUCUUUGACACCAGCAUUGCACAGCUGUUUGCAGAGAACGGCAACUUAGGUAUUAAUGUGACAAUUUCAAUGUGCUGAAACCCCAAGCUGACAUUUUCAGGGCCAGUGUCUAAAAUAAUAAUAAGAAUAAUCACCUCAAUCCAAAUCCACUGCAUUCAGUUUCACAGAAACUGUGGUAAACAUCUGACUGCUAGGUGUGAACAAUUGGGAGGGAAAGGCCAGCCUCAAUGAAGGUAAAUUAAUGGGAAGACUGUUCUGGUGCAGAUAACAGUUGCAUGUAAUAACACUAAUAUAUUUAAAUGAGUCAGCAGUAAACCACUGAAAAUAUGUGUGUGUAUAUAUAUAUAUAUAUAAAUUAUAUUAUAUAUAUAUACCCAAAAUGGGCAUCCUUUUGUAUUAAGAAUUGAUUCUAUGAAAAGUGCUGUAAAAUAAUUCUAAACUUCUUUGUAGAUUAAUUGUACUUUUGAAAAAGGAUACUGUUUUGUGUUUUCAUUUGUGUUUCUUUUUGACUGACAAGCCAUGCACAGCGGUUUGGGGUUUGACCGCUGUUUCUCCCGUUCCUUCCUUUUCUCCCUUGCUUUUUUGUUUCUUCCCAAGUCACUACAUAGUAUUGCUGCUGUUCUUGUAUAAAUUUUCUGUGUAUUUGCUAAUUUUUAUUAACUUCUAGUUUUUCAUUAAAUAAAUGAUUUUUCUUUCCUGUGAUUCAGUUUUUUUUUCUGUUUCCUUUUUGCUUUUUGGAAGGGGCCCUUUUUGAAAUAGCUUACGGGUGUCAUCUUCUGAUACACAGCAAAAUUGCUAAAGAUGGACUUCCAUAUAUUGGUAAUGUUUUUGGGUUUUGCCGCAAAGAAUGGUGCAUACAACCUGAAGAAUAGAGACACCAUUAGACAAAUUCCAAAAUAGUGAUCUUUUAGAUUGUAGAUAUCAUUGCAUUUUGAUUUCAGACUUGAUUUUGAAUAAGUUGUUUCACAAUGUUUUAAUUUAUUUUAAGUUAGUGGGAAGUUCGAGCCCAUUUUCAAAAGAAUUUGGAGAUCUUGAAACAUUUUAAGGUCAUUCUUGUAUUAAUUAGUUGUGCAAUACAAGAAAGCAUAGUUGACAGUAUUUGUAACUAUAAAUAUAGGCCAUUUGUUUAAAGGAGACAGUUGAAAUAAGCUGUUUUGGUCUUUUUUAAAAAUUCUGUCAUUAAAAGAAUUUCUGGCAAACUGAAAUACCUUAAAGUGAUGUUGGCUGGUCUGUUUUAUUUUUUUGUUUUGGCAAUAUUGGAGUGAAAGCAAACUAAAACGGAAGUAUUCCUUGCAGUUUCACCUUUAAAGCUAGGAUCCUGCAGCGGGAUCCUUUUGUGCCAAAGAUGAUCUUCCAGCAGGCUAUCCUGUGAAUGCUUAUCUGCCUAACUUCCUUUGGGCCAUUUAUAGAUUGGAACAUCCAGGGGAAAUGUGAGGCGUGAUCUCUUAUGUAUUUGUUCCUAGAAGCCAGGCAUGUUAGCACAUACUGCACUUAAUACCUUGUUUUUAAAGUUACCCAAGAUGGAAAAAAAAAGAUGACCGAUGUAAUCAUCAUGAAUGACUCUUUUAACAGCAAACAAGAUUUGAGGCAACAAAGAGGGGAGUGAAUGGGAAAAGUGCUGUUCACAGUAACCCUCAACUUACAACCACAACUGAGUCUGGAAUUGUGUAACUCGGAUCGCUGUGGGACUGGUCUCAAAUUUCACAUUUUUAUAAUGGUUCCUAUAAGAGCAACCAUGGCCAUUAAGCAAAUCAGAUGGUUGUAAGUCCAGCUCGUCCAAUGGACAUUUUUUUGGCCAGAAAAUAGAAAAAAGCAAUCGCAUGAUCCUGAGAUGUUGCAACUGGUUGUAAAUGUGAGCCAGUUGCCAAGCACCCAAAAUACAAUCACAGCCCAUGGGAGAAAGGGUGCAGCAAUCGUAACUUAGAAGACAGAUCAUUAAGUAACUUUUUUUAAGUCCAUCUUAACUUUGAAUGAUCAUUAAAGCAGCCAGUUAUAAGUCAAAAACUACCAGUACAAGAUUUAGGCUACUGGAUAUAGGGAUUGGCAAGGCAUGUAAAGCCUCUACUUCAUUAGGAAUGUCUGGAUACACCUGGAUGUAAUAUAGUUGUGGAAAGAUUUUGUUUGCAGUGCAUCUUGUACCUUGGCUGCGCGGGAUGGCAUGUGCUCCAGGUACAUAAUAAACAUGUUGCACAGAUAGAUAUCGACUUCAUGACAUUUGACAGUAGCUCUAAACAGUUUUGACUUCAAAGGUGACAGCUGCGUUUAAAGUUACCUAGGCCUGCAAAUAAGCCUAUUGCUUAAAGAUGCAAGGCAUGCAUGAGUGAGGCGUUCUCGAACGAUCUUUGUAUCAUUUUGAUUUUGAGUAUUUCCCCAGUUUUUUUUCACAAAACUGCACAAAGCUGUCGUACACAUUUUUAGAUGCCCGCCGAAUGCUCUCCAAGGAUGAGGAAAAUUGUCACUCUUAAAAAAGUUACUGCAGAGCCGGGAUGAUUUUGCAAGCUUAUUUAAGUUGUUCUUUGAGUCAGCAAUUCUCUCGGAGCACCAGUGAAAGGGCAGUUGGACAUGUGCCCAAAAAUGUAGCUGAGGGUUUUGGGUUUUUUUUGCAGAUGACACUUAGGAACCCACCUCGAGUCACACAAUACAGCCAACUGUGCCGGCUAUAGCAACAGUACUUAAUAGAACUAUUGAACUCUUCUGCUAGUCUUGACGAAGUGUAUAGAUUAUUAUUCGGCCCUUUCACAUGAUAUACAUAUAUCUGUACUUCUCAAUGUACUCUCUGAAUUCCCAGAGAUUGCUAUAAAAAUAAAAAUAAAAACUUGCUUACCUUUGUUGCAUCAUCUACCUUCAAACUUAUAAUCCUUGGUUCAGCUAGUAGGUUACUACAACCAUUAGAGAUAUGAAACAAAGCCUUUCCAAACUUUCUGAGUAAAGCCCCCCUUUCCACACAAUUAUUUUUCACAUAACGAAAUCUAGUGAACAGAAAAUCUCUAGAGACCUACAUGGAUACUUACCCAUGUAGUAGGCCUGUAUUACUAUUAUACAUCUCAUCUUUCCUGUUACCUUCUCUUACUGGUAUUUUUGUGGUGAGUUUAUGCCACAGAGAUAAAUUCCUUGUGUGUCCAAUCAUACCUGGCCAAUAAAGAAUAUUCUAGUCUAGUAUAUAAAGGCAAAAGCAAAGGCCUGCCUCUCCUGUCAUAUUUGAUUCUAGAGAGUGGUACUCAUCUCUUCUUA
Molecule: messenger RNA, 4577 nt
Organism: Thamnophis elegans (Western terrestrial garter snake)
Lineage: Eukaryota; Metazoa; Chordata; Lepidosauria; Squamata; Natricidae
Product: E3 ubiquitin-protein ligase SIAH1
Exons: 2
Coding region: 483-1424 (313 amino acids)
Biological process (GO): proteasome-mediated ubiquitin-dependent protein catabolic process; multicellular organism development
Cellular component (GO): cytoplasm
Molecular function (GO): ubiquitin protein ligase activity; ubiquitin conjugating enzyme binding; zinc ion binding
Source: RefSeq, a predicted model, not a curated record